Molecule: messenger RNA, 1338 nt
Organism: Thermochaetoides thermophila DSM 1495
Lineage: Eukaryota; Fungi; Ascomycota; Sordariomycetes; Sordariales; Chaetomiaceae
Product: N-acetyltransferase-like protein
Exons: 1
Coding region: 1-1338 (445 amino acids)
Biological process (GO): mitotic sister chromatid cohesion
Cellular component (GO): NatA complex
Molecular function (GO): acyltransferase activity, transferring groups other than amino-acyl groups
Source: RefSeq, a predicted model, not a curated record
AUGUCUGCCUCCCGCCAGGCCUCCAUCAAGUCCUUCUUUCAGCCGCGUGGCCUGCCCACGCACAACACAACAUUCUCAUCCAAAACCCCUCCCACAGACCGCGCGACUCAAACCACCACACCGCCGCCUGUCCCUCCUCCCGCGCCUGCCCCUCCCUCUCACCAACCUGCCGCACCCGAGCCCAUAACCAUCUCGGUGCGCUUACCCCCAGGAGGCGUCCCCAAUCUUCCAUCGCCGCCAUCCCUCCCCUCUGGCGCAAGCAUCGUACCCCUCGCGCAAGAACACAUCCCCGCGUUGCGACGCAUCAACUCCCUGCUCCUGCCCGUCGCCUACCCCGACUCCUUCUACCACAAGGCCCUGGACCCGCUUGCAUCAGGCCUCUUCUCGCGCGCAAUUCUCUGGCAAGACACCAAUGCCGACCCGCCUAAGGUGGUCGGCGGUCUGAUCUGCCGGCUGGAGCCGAACCCCUUUCUGAGUGUGACUGGCGAGCCGACACCCGUGCAGUUGCCUGCUGACCAGCCGCAGCGUGCGCCACAGGCGCCGAAGGAUACCCCGUUUCAUGCGAUUUAUAUCCAGAGUUUGGCUUUGUUGUCGCCGUACCGGUCGCUUGGGCUUGCAGCGGCCGCAUUGGAUCAUAUCAUUGCCACUGCGGCGGUGCUGCCCGCGGCUGGGUCGAAUAUUGAUGCAAGGACGAUUUAUGCCCAUGUGUGGACAGAAAAUGAGGAGGGAUUGAAGUGGUAUGAGUCGAGGGGUUUUGUGAAAGAGGGGGGCGAGCCAGUAAAGGGGUACUAUUUCAAACUGAGGCCGGACACAGCAUGGAUUGUGAGACGGCACAUUGGCGAGAGCGCGAAGCUGAAUGAUGUUGUGUCGCAACCUCAGCCUCAGCCACAACAACAACUUCAACAACAACCGGCAGUAGAUAUCGCCCCAACCGCAACAUCAGUGCUCGCCGCAGCGGUCAACCUCCCCCCGAUCACCUCGACCCCACCACCACCAUCAACGGGCUCCAAACUUCCCACAAGCAACACCUCUACACUCGCCAGCCGACCCCCUCCACCGCUGCGCUCAACUUCCUCCUCAACCUCCUCAGCAACAUCUCUCUCCUACCAAAACACUCGCCCGCCAACCGAAUGGAACGAUAUCCCUCCUGACAUGGUCGCUGGCCCUCCCAUUGCCGCAAGAGGAAGACGAGUUACUGCUGCUGCUGCGUCAGAUCCAGCGGCAAAUGGGUGUUCGGGCACAGGGUCUGGGGCGAGCUCAAGGAGUGCUAGUGCCGCUGCGGGGACGGGGAAGAAGAGGAAGGGCCGGGACUAUCCUACUGCGGCGUUUGGGAAUUAA